Molecule: messenger RNA, 1913 nt
Organism: Scaptodrosophila lebanonensis
Lineage: Eukaryota; Metazoa; Arthropoda; Insecta; Diptera; Drosophilidae
Product: double-stranded RNA-specific editase Adar-like
Exons: 8
Coding region: 67-1872 (601 amino acids)
Biological process (GO): adenosine to inosine editing; RNA processing
Cellular component (GO): nucleolus; cytoplasm
Molecular function (GO): double-stranded RNA adenosine deaminase activity; tRNA-specific adenosine deaminase activity; double-stranded RNA binding
Source: RefSeq, a predicted model, not a curated record
GCAAGAGGUGCUAUAAUCUUUGUGGACCGAGAUACGCAUUGCUGGUCCGUUGUGAAUGCCCCAAACAUGCUGACCAAGCUAUUCUCUUUCAUUGUUUCAUUGCAGGUGGAUGGCCAGAAGUACAUGGGCCAAGGGCGAAGCAAAAAGGUUGCUCGCAUCGAGGCAGCUGCCACGGCACUGCGCAGCUUCAUUCAGUUCAAGGAUGGCGCUGUCCUGUCGCCGCUGAAGCCAGCGGGCAACUUGGACUUCACCAGCGACGAGCAUCUAGAAAACGGUAUUGAUAUUGAAAACAUGAGCAAACAAGAGUUGGUUCAAAUAAUUGAAGCUAUGAUUGUGCUUGAAAAGAGCUUCGCUAUCACCCCGUGUGUAAAUCCCAUGCUACCUGAAACGUAUGAUCCCAUGAUCCAAAAUGUUAACAAGAGUGCCAUAGCGGUUGAUGGACAGAAGAAGGUGCCAGACAAGGGGCCCGUGAUGCUCCUCUACGAGCUCCUUAAUGACGUCAACUUCGAUUGCAUGAGCUUUUACAAUGCUCAGAACAAUUGUCACUUCAAGAUGACCGUCACCAUCAACGAGAAAAAGUUCGAUGGCACAGGUCCCUCCAAAAAGCUGGCCAAAAAUGCUGCCGCAAAGGCUGCGUUGGCCUCGCUUUGCAAUAUCUCCUACAGUCCAAUGAUGGCGCCUCAGAAGAAUGUUCCACUUCCAAUCGACGACAAGUCAUCGUCCAUGGAGUUGCCACAGAUUCAUGCCGACACCAUUGGCCAGCUGGUGCUCGAAAAGUUUAUGGAGGUCAUUAAGGGUCAGGAGGCGUACUCACGCCGCAAGGUUUUGGCGGGCAUUGUCAUGACGGAGAACAUGAACUUCAGCGAAGCCAAGGUCAUAUCGGUUUCAACGGGCACCAAGUGCGUCAGCGGCGAGCACAUGAGUGUCAAUGGAGCUGUGCUCAACGAUUCCCACGCCGAAAUCGUCUCCAGGCGUUGCCUUCUCAAGUACUUGUAUGCACAACUGGAUCUACAGUGCAGUCAGGCAACAGCAUAUCAGUCGAUUUUCGUGAGGAAUACAGAUGGGCAAUACCCUUAUAAACUAAAAUCCGGGGUACAUUUCCAUUUGUAUAUAAAUACAGCACCUUGUGGGGAUGCACGGAUAUUUAGUCCCCACGAAAAAGACACGAGUGUUGACAAACAUCCAAAUAGAAAAUCACGUGGCCAGCUGCGAACGAUAAUCGAGUCCGGCGAGGGCACCAUACCGGUGAAGAACAGCGACGGUAUACAGACCUGGGACGGGGUUAUGCCGGGCUGUCAACGUCUGCUAACCAUGUCGUGUUCGGACAAAAUUGCGCGCUGGAACAUCGUGGGCAUACAAGGCUCGCUGCUAUCCUCCAUUAUUGAGCCGGUGUAUCUGCACUCGAUUGUGCUGGGCAGCCUGCUGCAUCCGGAGCACAUGUAUCGUGCGGUGUGCGGGCGGAUUGAGAAGUCUAUACAGGGCCUGCCGCCGCCAUAUCAUUUGAAUAAGCCACUUCUGGCCAUGGUUACGUGCCAGGAGCCUCGUAAUCACGAUAAGUCGCCCUUAUUUAGUGUCAAUUGGACCUUUGGCGAUACGGAGCUCGAGGUGGUAAAUUGUCAGAAGGGCCGUACCAUUGGAAAUCGGGUGUCGCGCAUAACAAAGCAAGCAUUCUUUGUUAAAUACGGGUUUCUUAUAAAGAAUUUACCAGGAAUAGAGAACCGGAAUGUUACCACGGACUACGGUCAGACGAAAGCCAGUGUCAAGGACUACCAGAUUGCCAAACAGGAGUUAUUUGCUGCAUUUCAGCGUGAGGAUCUCGGCAGCUGGCUGAAGAAACCCCUUGAGCAGGAUAACUUCAGACUUGCCAAAUGAAACGCAGCUAAUUAAUAAUUACUUAUUUUUACAGUUAUCAC